This is a messenger RNA of Erigeron canadensis, 1337 nucleotides long. Its product is annotated as TPR repeat-containing thioredoxin TDX. The transcript is spliced from 10 exons. The record is from RefSeq and is a predicted model, not a curated record. Lineage: Eukaryota; Viridiplantae; Streptophyta; Magnoliopsida; Asterales; Asteraceae. The coding region runs from base 94 to 1179 and encodes 361 amino acids. Gene Ontology annotation, molecular function: Hsp70 protein binding; protein dimerization activity.
AAAACAUUCUUGACUCUUUGAGAAUUCCUUUUUUCUCCCCUGUUUCAUUUUUAAAGCCAAAACCUCAUAGUUAGCAGAACAAGUAUUAUAUCCAUGGAUGAGUCCAGAAUUAGAGAACUAAAGUACUUUGUUGAUGCCUACCAAUCAGACCCUUCAAUCCUUCACAUUCCAUCACUUUCUUUCUUCAGAACUUUUCUUCAAAGCUUAGGUGCCAAAAUCCCACCUGCAGGUGCCGAAAAUGGACACGCAUUCAAUGAGGACAUUGUUGAGUCUGACCUCGAGUUAGAUGAUUCUGAUGUUGUAAAACCUGACAAUGACCCUCCACAAGAGAUGGGAGAUCUCUCAGUUGAAGUUACUGAUGAAAAUCGUGAUAUUGCACAAACUUUGAAGUCAAAAGCUAACAUGGCUAUCUCGGAAGGUAAACUGAAUGAAGCUAUAGAUCACUUAACUGAAGCUAUUAUCCUGAAUCCAAGCUCCGCUAUAUUGUAUGCAACAAGAGCUAGUGUAUUUGUAAAACUGAGAAAACCAAAUGCUGCGAUUCGAGAUGCUGAUGCUGCUUUAAAGAUUAAUCCUGACUCUGCAAAAGGCUAUAAAACGCGGGGGAUGGCUAAGGCCAUGCUUGGUCUUUGGGAAGAUGCAGCACGUGAUUUGGGUGUAGCUUCAACUGUAGAUUAUGACGAGGAGAUCGGUUUACUUCUUAAAAAGAUUGACCCUAAUGUCCAAAAGAUCAGAGAGCAUCGUAGGAAAUACGAAAGAUUAAGAAAAGAAAGGAAAAAUAGACCAACUGAACGUCAGAGACCAAAAACACCAGCUGAAACCAAGGACGCGAAUGCUUCGGCUCAAACAUAUGGUGAAGUAGUUGCCAUUCAUAAAGCAAGUGAGUUGGAAACAAGGUUAAGCAGCUCAUCGAAGGCAAACCAACUAGCCAUUUUGUACUUCACGGCUACAUGGUGUGGACCAUGCCGGUUCAUGGCUCCUCUUUAUACAAACUUAGCAGCCAAGUACCCUAAAGUGUUGUUCUUAAAAAUUGACAUUGAUGAAGUAAGAGAUGUGGCGGCACAGUGGAAUAUUAGCAGCGUCCCAUCAUUCUUUUUCACAAAGAAAGGAAAGGAGAUCGACAAAGUGGUUGGGGCCGACAAAACUUCACUUGAAACAAAGAUUGCCCAGUAUGCAGCUUGAGCUAUACUUCUAAUCAGUUUGUGUACAAAACUUCCAUUGUGUUUGUUUUCUUCUUUUUAAGUAGUUUUUUGGACCACAUAACUUACAACUUACAUGUUUAUGUCGGAUAAUAAUGAGAGUUUGUUGAGAUUAUGAAUAAAUUGCAUUGUGGAUGUUUA